Molecule: messenger RNA, 2044 nt
Organism: Pygocentrus nattereri (red-bellied piranha)
Lineage: Eukaryota; Metazoa; Chordata; Actinopteri; Characiformes; Serrasalmidae
Gene: znhit2
Product: zinc finger, HIT-type containing 2
Exons: 2
Coding region: 67-1794 (575 amino acids)
Source: RefSeq, a predicted model, not a curated record
GUUUGAUGUGCGUCAUCAAGCUGAGCCCCGCGCGCGGAUGCCGAAACACCGCAUGAUCAGCCGACGAUGGACCACCUGAUCAGACGGCGGAUUCCUGCAUGUGUGCGGACGUUACUGACUGACGUCACACCAAAAGAGGACGAGCUGAGGGACUGGACAGAACCGGAACCUGAACCUGUAACCAGGGACGGAAUUUCCCUCCCUGUUGGAGAUGCUCCUGAGGCUCUUCUGACUCCGACUGGAACCAGCAGCACAGACGGUGCUGGACCUUCAGCCCGACCAUGCGGACUCUGCUUAUCCAGACCGUCCUGCUAUACCUGUCCCAGGUGCAACGUUCCGUACUGUGGGCUACCAUGCUACCGGAGCCCGGCUCACUCCAUUUGCUCUGAGGAGUUCUAUAAGGAGUGCGUGUUGGAGAAGCUGAAGUGUCAGAGCGAGACAAGAGAGGAGGGAAGGUCUAGAAUGCAGGAGAUCCUCCUGAGGCUGAGGACUAGUGCUGACACCGAUGGAGGGAUGGAGAACCUGCUGAAAGAUCUGGUGGAGGAAACCGGAGGAGGUAUGAAGGAGCAGGACACUGAGAUGCUAGAGCUUCUGUCCAGACUGGCAGAACUUCAGGCAAGUGGUAAGGAGGAGCACAGCGAGGAGAUCCUGGAGAUCCUACAGAAACUCAGAGAGAUUGAGGAAGGAGAUGAGGAGAGCGAUGAUGAGGAUCUGGCUCUGAAGCUUUCAGAUUUGAAUGUAGAUGCUCUAACAGAAGAACAGCUCUGGAACUUGCUGCCGUCCCGAGAUAAGGAGAAGUUUGAGGAGAUGGUGAGGGGAGAUAGUGCUGCAUGUUUGGUGGAACGGUGGAAGCCGUGGUGGGAAAAACAUGAACAAAACACUAAAGUGCUUGUAGAAGAGCUGCAGUCAGGGGAGGAAAGAAAGAGCUACAGUGGAAAUGGAAUGAGGGUUGCUGAGGAUGGAAUGAAGAACGAGAGGGAAAGUGAAGAAAAUCAGACCGAAAAGGUUUCAGAAAUUCAGUGUAAAGACACAAAUGCGACAAAACAACGUCAAGUGACUACGCCUCCCUCACGGUCCAGUCAGAGCCCUGAAAAGCAGAAGAAAACGCCAAAAUUGAGAAACGCUAACAGUGUGAAAGGCUCAAACCCUGCUCCGUCCAUCAGCGCUAAAAUCCCGCCUCUCCACACCAUCUCCUCAAGCCCUUCCCCUUUGGUGCAGUUCAGCGUGGUGAACGCGCUGUACGGCUACACGUUCUCUCUGUGUCGGUUCAACGGGGAUAUCUCGGAGUUGGAGCUGCUGCUGGAGUUCUGCCGAACCGUUCUGGAGACGUCGGAGAGUCUGGGCUCGGCCCGAGUGUUCUCCUCGUUCUCAGAGGCUCUAGAAGGCGCCAUUUCGGCCAGCGGCCUUGACAGAGACAAUCCAGAAGCUCCGGUCCAAACUUUAGAGGCUGUAGCUCACAUCCUGACCGGCCGGAGUAAGGACGACCCGACCGGCUACGUCCUGUCCGCUCUGUCGCAGCUUCGGUCGGUUUUCAGCAAGGCCAGAGCAUCCGUCGCCAGAGAGGAAGGGGAAUGGAGGAGGAAACUGUUUCUGGCAGGGAAGAAGUGCGAGUUCUUCCAGUCGUGGGUGAAGGAGAACGCGGACGCUGUGAGGAGCUCCGCCAACUGGACGUGGAGGGAGUUCAGCAGGAGGCUAGAGGAGAGAGAGACGAUGGAUAGAGAGAGGAGAGGCCUGGAGGAAGGAUGGAGAAAGGGACGGAGGAGAGGGAGAACCCUGAUAGAGGAGAUCGACUGAAAUGGGUUCUAAUGAAAUAAAGCACUUUUCUGUCUUUGGUCUUUUUGAAAAAUGUAUAAUAAUGAUUAUCAUUUUCAUCCUGAUGCCAGAACGUGUUUUAUUAAUUGAAAGAUAUCAGAAUCAUAUCGGUAUUGGCAGGUAUUUGCUUAAAACGAUGAGUAUCGGUCGGAUGUGUAGAUGUGACUGAUAUUUCGGACAGAUAUUUGAUGAUGUGCUUAUUAAUAUUAUUAAUAAAACAAUAUUUGUAGAA